Molecule: messenger RNA, 441 nt
Organism: Didymella exigua CBS 183.55
Lineage: Eukaryota; Fungi; Ascomycota; Dothideomycetes; Pleosporales; Didymellaceae
Exons: 2
Coding region: 1-441 (146 amino acids)
Source: RefSeq, a predicted model, not a curated record
AUGUCUGCAGCUGCGCUGAUGGAUGCGGACUACACUGCAAUCCCAUGUACGCAAUACCUACGACCCCGGUUUGACGAUCCUACAAGCUUUGCCGUCUACAACACACCAAUUCAUCACAAGCCUGUCCACAAUGUCGCCGUACAAGUCGACUUCAUCCACCACCUCCACCUCGUCGCCGUACAUGUCGACUUCAUGCAGCGCCUCCGCCUCGUCACCCACAUCACCCACAUCGCUCACAUCACUCACAUCACUCACAUCACUCACAUCACUCACAUCACCCACAUCACCCACAUCACCCACAUCACCCACAUCACCCGAGCCAAGCCACAAGGCAUUGCCCCAGUCCGGUCGCCGCCCGCGCAGCUGUACUUCCUCAUGGGGUUCAAGCCGACCGAUGCGUUGACAGGACAAAGGGCAGGCUCGAUUGGCAGCCUGGGCUGA